UAGCUUCCUUUGAGCCUUUGGAAAAUGAGUAGUCUUCUCACACUAAACAUGUCACGAAGUUCCAUACAAGGAGAAGUUCCACCAGAUAUUGGAGAACUGAAGGCUAUUGUAGCAAUAGAUCUUUCCAGCAACCACUUUUCAGGCAUGAUACCAAGUAGAAUAGGGGACCUCGAGAACAUGCUGUAUCUUUCCCUAUCAAACAACUCCUUUUUGGGCUUAAUUCCAUUAUCCUUUUCGAGCUUGAUAAGCUUGGUAUUCCUGGAUUUGUCCUUAAAUGCCUUGUCUGGUAGUAUUCCUAAGUCAUUGGAAAACCUAUCACACCUUGCAAGUAUCAAUGUUUCAUUUAAUGAUUUAGAAGGUGAAAUACCCAGUGGUGGUGUGUUUGCAAAUUCUACUUCACAAUCUUUCCUAGGGAACAGAGGUUUAUGUGGAAUGCAAGUACUGGGGGUUUCUGCUUGCACAAUCACUAAUUCUGGACAACAAUCAAGGUUUAAGAAGCUUGUGCUAAAUGUCGUUACUCCGGUGGUUAUUUCAUCUUUUAUAAUAUUCUUGUUGGCUUCAAUUUGGAUAAUGCAACGACAGAAGAAGAAAGGGAAGUCUAGAGAUGUGGAAAAGGUACCGGAGAUCAGGACUUAUCAAUUGGUUUCUUAUCUCGAGAUUCAACGAGCAACAAAUAAUUUUGAUGGAUCAAAUUUAAUUGGUGUGGGAAGUUCUGGUUCUGUGUACAAAGGCACAUUAUCUAGUGGACUUGUGGUGGCAAUAAAGGUUCUGGAUUUACAAAAUGAGGAAGCAUGCAAAAGGUUUGAUGCUGAAUGUGAAGUGAUGAGAAAUGUUCGGCACAAAAAUCUUGUCCCGGUGAUUACUACUUGUUCUAGUGAAUACAUAAGAGCCUUUGUUCUGCAAUAUAUGUCCAAUGGGAGUCUUGAUAAUUGGUUUUACAAAGAAGAUCGCCACUUGAACCUUCUUCAAAGAGUCACCAUAAUGCAUGAUGUGGCUUUGGGAGUUGAAUACCUACAUCAUGGUCAUCACGUCCCCAUAGUACAUUGUGACCGAAAGCCAGCCAACGUUCUUUUGGAUGAAGAAAUGGUGGCAUAUGUUAGUGAUUUUGGCAUCUCCAAAAUUUUGGCUGUAAGCAAGUCCAUGGCUCAUACCGAGACAUUAGGCACUCUUGGUUAUAUUGCACCAGAAUAUGGCUCGGAGGGAAUAGUGUCUACUAGUGGUGAUGUUUACAGCCAUGGCAUCAUGUUGAUGGAGGUUCUGGCAAAAAGAAGGCCAACAGAUGAAGAGAUAUUCAAUGAAAAUCUUGGCUUAAGGGAGUGGAUAAAACGAGCAUUUUCAGGGACUAUGAUGGAAGUUGUGGAUGCCAAUCUUUUUCUUGAGGAAGAACAAGUCAAUUCUAAAAGUGAAAUUUGCAUAGCGUCCAUGAUACAAUUGGCUUUGGACUGCACAAACGAAAGGCCAGAAUCAAGGAUAACCAUGAAAGAUGUAGUCAAGAGGCUUCACAAAAUCAAGAACACAUUUUUGGCAACAUAGAAGUCAGCAUCUCUUAAGGUGGUGUGCUUUCUGAGCUGCAAGUUAAUAUGUUGCUUUUUGUUCACCUGAUAUCUUUAAUAUAGUCGUCCGUACUACUUGAAGUCAUGUACAGUUCGUAAUUUUGAGUGUUGAAGUCCCUCAUGUUGUAAAUUUCAUAUUUGAGUGGUUUUGAACCA
Messenger RNA from Nicotiana attenuata, 1709 nucleotides. Its product is annotated as receptor kinase-like protein Xa21. The coding region runs from base 25 to 1533 and encodes 502 amino acids. Gene Ontology annotation, molecular function: protein binding; ATP binding; protein kinase activity. NCBI's taxonomy places the organism in Eukaryota, Viridiplantae, Streptophyta, Magnoliopsida, Solanales, Solanaceae. The transcript has 2 exons. The record is from RefSeq and is a predicted model, not a curated record. Gene Ontology annotation, biological process: protein phosphorylation.